Drosophila arizonae is the source of this 982-nucleotide messenger RNA. It is a transcript of the gene Rac1, whose product is annotated as ras-related protein Rac1. NCBI's taxonomy places the organism in Eukaryota, Metazoa, Arthropoda, Insecta, Diptera, Drosophilidae. The record is from RefSeq and is a predicted model, not a curated record. Gene Ontology annotation, molecular function: GTPase activity; GTP binding. Gene Ontology annotation, biological process: small GTPase-mediated signal transduction.
UUUUUAUAUCGAUACGGUAUCUCAGUACACAGAAAAUUAUUUUAUGCUGAAAAAACGCACAAAACGCGCAUUGUAAACGCAUUAAGAACAAACGCGCCCAGACCGCGACUCCUGGACAGGUUGGCAGCUAUAUAGCUUGUGCAGAUUGCAGCCCAAGUCGUAGUUUUAAGGAGCCGACACAAAGUUACAGCGUCGACAGCAGCCAACAGCAACAGCCCCAGCCCUCGCCCAACACUAACAACUACAGCAGCAGCAACAACAACAACCACCACCCUAACCAAGACAACAACAACAACUAGAGCCGCACAAUCACACAAAGCACCAGCAGCAGUAGCAAACGCAACAAAUAAUAUGCAGGCGAUUAAGUGUGUCGUCGUGGGUGAUGGUGCUGUGGGUAAGACAUGCCUGCUCAUCAGCUAUACGACAAAUGCGUUUCCCGGCGAGUAUAUUCCCACCGUCUUUGACAACUAUUCCGCCAAUGUGAUGGUUGACGCGAAGCCCAUUAAUUUGGGCUUGUGGGAUACGGCCGGCCAGGAGGAUUAUGAUCGCUUGCGGCCAUUGUCGUAUCCACAGACCGAUGUCUUCCUCAUUUGCUUCUCGCUGGUAAAUCCAGCCUCGUUCGAGAACGUGCGAGCUAAAUGGUAUCCAGAGGUGCGUCAUCAUUGCCCCAGCACACCAAUCAUAUUGGUGGGCACCAAGCUGGAUUUGCGCGACGAUAAGAAUACAAUUGAGAAGCUGCGUGACAAGAAGCUCGCGCCCAUCACAUACCCACAGGGUUUGGCCAUGGCGAAGGAAAUCGGAGCUGUUAAAUAUUUGGAAUGUUCGGCACUGACGCAAAAGGGCCUGAAGACCGUCUUCGAUGAGGCUAUUAGAUCGGUGCUCUGUCCCGUUCUGCAGCCCAAAUCCAAGCGCAAAUGCGCUCUGCUUUAAUUUUAAGACGCACACACACACACCAAUACACACACACAUACACAUAGAACAC